Molecule: messenger RNA, 1440 nt
Organism: Plasmopara halstedii
Lineage: Eukaryota; Oomycota; Peronosporomycetes; Peronosporales; Peronosporaceae
Exons: 1
Coding region: 1-1440 (479 amino acids)
Biological process (GO): protein O-linked glycosylation
Cellular component (GO): Golgi apparatus
Molecular function (GO): alpha-1,3-mannosyltransferase activity
Source: RefSeq, a predicted model, not a curated record
AUGUCAGAAGGCAGCGUGUUGAUAAAUCGUGCUGGAAAUGAUGUUUCUCACCGAAAGAAUUCCGACGAUUCAUUUUCUUGCCAUGCGAAAGCUCCUGCUCGACGUGUUAAGACAAGAUCAAUGAAGUGGAUGUAUGCUGUAUAUAUUUUUCUCCUUGGCGGUUUACUUUUUUUCAUCGCAUUCGUCACGAAACACCUUGAGCAGACCUCGCCAAAAAAGGUGAACACAAUCACUCGAGCAAAUUGGAAAACGAAAACGGCACUUCGGCUGGAAGAAAUAUCUGAACCAAGAGACAAAGGAAUUAUUAUGUGUAUGAAUGAUGAAUCCGUUCCAAUGGGACUGUCGCUCGUACGCGAGCUCCGAUGUCUUGGAAAUCAAGAGCUUAUUCAGGUAUAUCAUUGCUUUCGAGACGAAAUCUCAAACAGUUCCAUCUCAUUACUACUGGAAGUUGAUGAGAAUUUAGAAAUUGUGGAUGCAUGUUCGGAUCUUGUUCAACGUGGACUUCUUACAGAGAAUAAAGCUCGCCACUUUCGAAGUUGGUGGAUCAAACCGCUGGCUAUGUAUCAUACGCAUAUCAAAGAGGUGCUACUUUUGGAUGUCGAUGAUAUCUUUAUGCGCGAUCCGGCAGUUUUGCGUACCACUGAAGGCUACGAACGUACAGGCACGACAUUCUUUUAUGAUCGCGUGCUUUCCAGCAACGAAUUCUUCAAUCAAGAUAUCAAUGGUACACAGUAUCUUCAACAUCUUUUGAACACCUUUGAUUACGAACAUUACGGCUUACCACCAGGGUUAUCUCCAUCACCCCAUUUAGAUCCCAAUACAUCUUUUGUUUGGACUCGUCAAACGUCGCAUGAACAAGACUCAUCUCUUGUUGCCAUUGAUAAAUCACGAGCUGGUCAAGCUAUAAAUGUUAUGUUCUACCUCAUUACUGAGCAGCGAUUCAUUCGAGAGUUUUCAUACGGAGAUAAAGAAACGUUUUGGAUUUCCUUUGAAUUGGCAAAGCAAGAAUAUUUUUUUUCUCCCUGGGGCGUUGGUGACAUUUCGUCCUCUACAAACAGAGAUAUGGAAAAGCACAACGAUUCACUUUGUGGAAGUAUUGUCCAGUACAUGCCAGUACAGGACAGUGUAGCAGAAUUUUUGUAUGUCAAUGGAAAAGCGUUGCUUAAUCCAUUUCCGGUGCCGAUUGAAAAGCUCGGUGAAGUCAGUCGCAAUGUCUUGUUUAACAUUAAUCCAACACAUUUAACGCCUCGCCAAAAACGACGACCAAAUGGUAGCUCGAAAACGGAGUACACGGGUACUUAUGCAAUGGAAUGUCUUAUUGGUUUUGGAGCUGAGCCACUGCCAAGUAAAUUUGCCUAUAUUCUCAUGCGUCGUAGAAUGUUUUACACGGGGAUUUCAAUGGGAAUUUUGUCGGGACUAGAUCAGUGUUUGCUGAAGUAA